AUGAUGCUGCAAAUGCAAGAAAAUGCAGAGCAAACUUUUAUCAACGAUAUUUUAGCUCAGGCUGGCUUUCGAUCGCGUAGCUUUGGAAAUGUGACACUUAGGCAAUCGAAUUCCUAUUAUACCGCAAAGUACAUUCGAGUGCCAGCUCACAUCAGAUCAGAACACAUUUACAAGUUAUUACACGAACACUGGCAAGUUUUACACCCUGCGCUUAUAAUAUCUAUCUUGGGGCAAUAUAAAGAUCAAGAUCAAUCCUAUUGGGGAAAUCGAUUGUGCCAGACAUUAAAUCAAGCAAUGCAAGAUUUUACUGUUCUUGUAAUUACUGAUGGCAUUAAUCACAGCUUAGUGAAUUCAGUAGGUAGGAUGUUUGCAAAGCAACGACUUCAGUCUUCUUACUGCAAAUCGUCGCUUUUGGGAAUUCCAAUCUGGCAACAAUUAAAAAAUGAUAAAGUUCUUAUUGGAAACAAUGAAAUAGGAAUGACAUCAGCUGUUUAUGAUAUAGAAGCCGACGCAAAUAGUGAUGAUCAAAGCAAUUACCUCGAACCUUUUCAUGAUUACUUAGUUAUGAUAGAUACAGCCAAUGCUGAUCAACAGGAUGAGGUGAGAGUUAUCGUUAUCAUGGGCACCAGGGAAGGAAAUGCAAUGAUUACAGAUGAUGAUAUUCAGGGCCUUAUUGCAAAAGAAUUUCAUCUUUCGGAUACCAAAAAUCCAUUAAUUCAAAAUUGCACCCAAAAUAUACUCGGUAUCCUGAGAAAAUCUUCUCAAGUAUACAUUAUUAAACCAGCUGAGAAUUUCGAGCAAAGGCUAUAUGAAAUAAUCUUUCAGGCUUAUGCGUAUGACAUGGUUGGGAAACUAAAGUUACAGAUCUUAUACAACAAACUUGAUCAAGCUCAAUUAGAUAAAGCGCUGUAUAAGUUGUGCUGUUCUACACAUCCGGUAGAUGAUUUCAUUAAGAAAACGGCUUUAAGUCGAGGUUGCAAAUCAUCGGUUUAUGCCUUACUCCAGAAUGGGCAGUUAACCUUAUUUUCAGCCAUGGAUUCAUUGCUUAAAUCAAAUACAGUUUCCGAUCAUGUCAUUGAUACAUUAUCCAGUUUAAUGGAUACUAUGGAUGCUGAUUUAAUACAAUAUCUUACGCUGAGACGGCUAGAAACUAUCUAUCAGAAGAAUUUAAAUAAUUUGUUAACUUUUAUUGGCUUGUAUGCUCAUGAUCGAGCUAUCCGUAGCAAUGAUAAUCUUCAUAAGCUUGAUGAUAGUCAGUUUCUGCAUAAAGUUGGUCUUCGUAUAGCAACGCUGCUAGGACAUGAUUAUCGUAAUCCAUAUGGUUGCCACGUUGAAACUCAAGGCAUUGAUAAUACAUUGAAUCUUCAGCUCCAGUGGCCUGUUCGAGAUCUUUUUUUGUGGUCUAUCCUUACUGGUCGUUAUAAUUUGUCAAUCGCUAUUUGGAAAAGAUUAGCCCAUCCUAUAGCAGCUGCUAUCGUCGCAAGUCGAUUACUUCAAUCACUUGAAAAUGACCUAACAGAAGAAUAUCCACAAUAUUGUCAGGAUUAUCCUCGAAAACUAAAAGCAAUUCAAAAGAUAACCAGAACCUACCAGAAUUUAGCAUUACAAGUUAUGGACGAAAUUUAUAGUAAACAUCCAAAACAUUCAGUAUUAGAUCUCCUACAAGAAUUACCAGAAUGGGGCCAUGUAUCGGUAUUCAGUCUCAUUUUUACAUCUCAAACAGCAGACGACCUAGUAGAACAUGAUUGCUACUAUAAUGCUCUAAAAUGGCAGUGGAAUGGGCAAUUAAUAAGUUACUUGAAGAGAAAAGAGCCUCAAAAUCGCCUUAAUGAUAGCGACGAAAGUACUGACCGUCCAUUUAUAUUCCGAAAUUGGUUUAUCGAAGUAGCGAGAAUCCUGUACGGGCUAGAUUUUAUCAUUUUCACUCUCAGGUUACUGCAAAUAUUCUGCAUCUGGCCUUCACAUGGACCUAAACUUCCAAUGAUUGGCAAAAUGCUAGGAGACUUGAUGUCUUUUUUGGCCAUUAUGCUGGUUUUUGUAAUUGGAUUCGGUGUUUGCUAUCAUGCUUUACUCUUCCCAACCUGGACUUCACCAAUAACAAUCGUGAAAAACAUACUAAUUGUUCCAUAUUAUCGAUUAUAUGGAGAAUUGUUUAUUAAUGAUCAAGGAGUAAUUGAGUGUCAAAAAAGGAAUUUCACCUCGUAUGCCUACUAUAAUUGCGAAGCUGUACAAGUUGUCGUUAAUGUUGUUGUUGUCAUUUAUUUGAUUAUAACCAUUAUUUUGCUGCUGAAUUUGCUGAUUGCUAUUAUGAGUAAGAGUUACGAACGAUUGCAAGAUGAGACGGAAAGAAUUUGGAAAUUUCAAUUUAAUGCCAUAGUGAGAGAAUUUUCCGGCAAAUCAAUCAUACUACCGCCAUUUAAUUUAUUGACUUUACCUGUACUUAUCCGCUCUUUCUGGAUGACAGUGAAUAGAAACGGCAAAACUGAUUGUUUACAAAAGUACAUGUACCAUAAUUUUAACACGAAUUUUGAUGAAAAAUCCAUAUUUGAUAUCCAAUCUAUGAUUAGAGAAUUAGCAGUUUUACGUGAUAGAAUGCUAUCGAUUAAGAAUAAUUCGUAUAUGAAAUACGAAGAUGAUUAUGAAACAAUCAUUCAGUCAUUAGAAGCUCAAUCACGCGAUAGAUUGAUACUUGGCCAUUCCUUGCAAAUUGAUUUAACUUUAAUAAAGGAUAUGUAG
This is a messenger RNA of Trichoplax adhaerens, 2736 nucleotides long. RefSeq lists its product as uncharacterized. The record is from RefSeq and is a predicted model, not a curated record. Lineage: Eukaryota; Metazoa; Placozoa; Uniplacotomia; Trichoplacea; Trichoplacidae. Gene Ontology annotation, biological process: calcium ion transmembrane transport. Gene Ontology annotation, molecular function: ligand-gated calcium channel activity. The transcript has 19 exons. Gene Ontology annotation, cellular component: membrane. Bases 1 to 2736 code for a protein of 911 amino acids.